This is a messenger RNA of Penicillium chermesinum, 1134 nucleotides long. RefSeq lists its product as uncharacterized. Bases 1 to 1134 code for a protein of 377 amino acids. NCBI's taxonomy places the organism in Eukaryota, Fungi, Ascomycota, Eurotiomycetes, Eurotiales, Aspergillaceae. The record is from RefSeq and is a predicted model, not a curated record. The transcript has a single exon.
AUGUCUACUCCCAACAUUUCGUCGGACCCCGUCGAGGAACAAGCGCAGCCUUUCGCUGCUUCGUUACCGACAGGAGCAAACCCUCUCCGCCAAUCCGACUCGAGUGCUCCAUCGAUCGAGAAGCCUACCUCCAGCAUUCGUGCUCCAAGACCUGCAAACUUGACCUGGACGCAACUGCGGGAGGUUGAGAAACACCAAUCUGUAGAAGACAUCAGCACAGAGACUGGGUUUUCGAACAGUGGUCCAGUAUCUCCAAUAUCACCUCUCGGCUCCUCCGAAGCAUUGCGAACGCCGAAUUUGACAGACCGACAGAAGUAUUCGAACAAGCUUCCCCCAUCCCCGGGCAGCACCACGCAAUUACCACCUCGACUUCACUCGCCCGCUUCUCAGAUAUUUGAGCGCAACGUACAAGAGGAUAUACUUCCCGCACAGGCGUCACCGUCGAUACCUGCCCAUAUUCGCACAGAAAACUAUAUUCCACCUGUCCUCGAGGCGUCUUCCGCUGCCAUUACCGAUGACCAGCUUGAUCCAGACUCAGUCGAGAUUGUGACCCAUAGCCUUCACCAGUCUGCCGUCGCUGGGGUCACAGGCCCCUCUACUGCAGAGCAUUCAUUAGCAUCGUCUGGUCUCGUAGAUCAUGGCAUGCACUCUGAUACCGACGAAAUCUCGUCUGCGUAUGGCGCACUGGACACAAACGACGUGCGGCGCUUGAGCUUCAUUUCAUUUGCCGAUGUGGUUAAUGCAGAACAUGCUGAAACAGGCGAAAUUGCUCACAGCCGCGAGCCUUCCCAAGGUGCACCGAUCCCCGGGGCCUCUUUUGCAGCAGGGUUGCACAAUCGCUCUCCAUCCCCUCUACGGUCGCCUGCCUCAUCCCAUGCCCUAGGCACGUCCCCUCCCACCAGCAUCUCCACCUCAUUCAAGGGCGUAGAGAUGUCGCCUAAGACUGGACCUCGAACCCCCGGAAGUCCUCUUGCCUUGGCUCAGAGUCCUGUUUCUUCCAAUUUUGGCGGCGAAUUGAACGUGGAAACAAUGACUCAGGCCUUGAGAAGGACCGGGAGCGGCGAUCUGGGUGGCGUAGCGAGUCAAGCCGCCAGUUCUUUUGGGAAUGACGAGCCUCUGGAUCGGUCAUUAUAG